CGCAGUGCUUCGCCCGGAGCAACUUCCUGGGCUGGUCAGUGUACGACAUAUUCCUGGAGAACUACCUGGCGCACUUCCCCAAGGAGCAGCUGCUAGUCCUGUACACGGAGCAGCUGGCCUCCGCCCCCACCGCCGCCUUCCGAGCCUUCGAAGCGCACCUGGGGGUGCGCGAGUGGCAGUACGACGACGACGUGACGUCACUGCAGUACAACACCCGGGGCUGCUAUGGUUGGACAUGCAACACAGCCGAGGAGUCCCGGAAGAGGCCCGACUCGCAACCUGCGGCCACCACCACCACCACCACCACCACCACCACCAUCACCAGCAGCCACCAAGGUAACAACCCUGACAGCAACAACAAUGGGC
Messenger RNA from Astrephomene gubernaculifera, 366 nucleotides. Lineage: Eukaryota; Viridiplantae; Chlorophyta; Chlorophyceae; Chlamydomonadales; Astrephomenaceae. The record is from the annotation of a GenBank genome assembly.